Messenger RNA from Pan troglodytes (chimpanzee), 3623 nucleotides. It is a transcript of the gene ZFP64, whose product is annotated as ZFP64 zinc finger protein. Gene Ontology annotation, biological process: positive regulation of transcription by RNA polymerase II. The record is from RefSeq and is a predicted model, not a curated record. Bases 720 to 2759 code for a protein of 679 amino acids. The transcript has 6 exons. Gene Ontology annotation, molecular function: DNA-binding transcription factor activity; RNA polymerase II cis-regulatory region sequence-specific DNA binding. Gene Ontology annotation, cellular component: nucleus. Lineage: Eukaryota; Metazoa; Chordata; Mammalia; Primates; Hominidae.
GUUCUAACAAGCCUUUCAGGCGACUGCGAUGCACGAUAAAGUUGGCAGCUCCUGGAGCAGGGGUCCCUUCGCGCUACGACCCCACCUCUUCGCGGUCCUCUCAGUCUCCCUAGCGGGGCAGGGGACCCGCCCAGCGCUUUGCUGAUUUGCCCAGCGCUCACGCCCAACCUGGGUUUCUCCGGAGCCCGCCGCGCCCCGCGCACCCACCCCGCAACGGCAGCCGCACGUGGGUCUCCCCGCAAACCACCCAGGCGUCCCGGGAGCAGCGCUGCUGCACCGCCGCGCUGGGGGCCCAACGCCUGGGGCUGCAGGUGCAAAAGGCGCCCCGAGCCGGGGAGGCCAAUCGCGUCCGCGGAGAACGCAGAGUGCGGGCAGGGGCGCAUCCCUCGCCACCUGCGGUCGCCCAGCACGCCGGGACGCGCGUGGCCAUCCAGCUCCCCGGGGGCGUUGGGGGGCUCCGCGGGCCUGGGCCUCGGGAUUCGCCCGCCGCUUCCCCGGGGAGCCGCUGCUGCAAAGCCAGGUUGGGGCGCCGGGCCCGGCCAGCGCCCUCUAGGCAGCGGAAGUGCAGCUUGCUUUACAUCCGUCCUCCCCGCCUCGCAGAGUUGGGAGAAGGCAGGGUGGGGGGUGUGGAAAAAUAAAAGGGAAAGUCCUUGCACCAUGUAGAUCAGGGUCCCCCACUUUGGCAUCCCGGCCGGCCGGGGACCUCCCAGUCUGCGGCGAUGAACGCGAGCAGCGAGGGCGAGAGCUUCGCGGGCUCGGUGCAAAGUGGCACAACGGUGCUGGUGGAGCUGACUCCCGACAUCCAUAUCUGCGGCAUCUGCAAGCAGCAGUUUAACAACCUGGAUGCCUUUGUAGCUCACAAGCAAAGUGGCUGCCAGCUGACAGGCACGUCCGCAGCAGCCCCCAGCACGGUCCAGUUUGUGUCGGAGGAAACAGUGCCUGCCACCCAGACUCAGACCACCACCAGAACCAUCACCUCGGAGACCCAGACAAUCACAGUUUCAGCUCCAGAAUUUGUUUUUGAACAUGGCUAUCAAACUUACCUGCCCACGGAAAGUAAUGAAAACCAGACAGCCACUGUCAUCUCUCUCCCUGCCAAGUCACGCACCAAAAAGCCCACAACACCACCUGCUCAGAAAAGGCUUAACUGUUGCUAUCCAGGUUGCCAAUUCAAGACUGCUUAUGGCAUGAAGGACAUGGAGCGACAUUUAAAAAUUCACACGGGAGACAAACCCCAUAAGUGUGAAGUCUGUGGCAAGUGCUUUAGCCGGAAAGACAAGCUGAAAACUCACAUGCGGUGCCACACGGGCGUGAAGCCCUACAAGUGUAAGACGUGUGACUACGCCGCUGCCGACAGCAGCAGCCUCAACAAGCACCUGAGGAUCCACUCGGACGAGCGGCCCUUCAAAUGCCAGAUCUGCCCCUACGCCAGCCGCAACUCCAGCCAGCUCACUGUCCACCUGCGAUCCCACACGGGGGACGCCCCCUUCCAGUGCUGGCUCUGUAGCGCCAAGUUCAAAAUCAGCUCGGACUUGAAAAGGCACAUGCGGGUGCACUCGGGGGAGAAGCCUUUCAAGUGCGAGUUCUGCAAUGUCCGCUGCACCAUGAAGGGGAACCUCAAGUCGCACAUCCGUAUCAAGCACAGCGGGAAUAACUUCAAGUGUCCGCAUUGCGACUUCCUGGGUGACAGCAAAGCCACCCUCCGGAAGCACAGCCGCGUGCACCAGUCGGAGCAUCCUGAGAAGUGCUCGGAAUGCAGCUACUCCUGCUCCAGCAAGGCCGCCCUGCGCAUCCACGAGCGUAUCCACUGCACCGACCGCCCUUUCAAGUGUAACUACUGCAGCUUCGACACCAAGCAGCCCAGCAACCUGAGCAAGCACAUGAAGAAGUUCCAUGGGGACAUGGUUAAGACUGAGGCUCUAGAGAGGAAGGACACCGGCAGGCAGAGCAGCCGGCAGGUGGCCAAGCUGGAUGCCAAGAAGACUUUCCACUGCGAUAUAUGCGAUGCCUCCUUCAUGCGGGAGGACUCGCUCCGCAGCCACAAGAGACAGCACAGUGAGUACAAUGAGAGUAAGAACUCGGACGUGACCGUCCUCCAGUUUCAGAUCGACCCCAGCAAGCAGCCCGCCACGCCCCUCACUGUGGGACACCUCCAGGUGCCCCUCCAGCCCAGCCAAGUGCCCCAGUUCAGCGAGGGAAGAGUCAAAAUCAUCGUUGGGCAUCAGGUGCCCCAGGCGAACACCAUCGUCCAGGCUGCCGCCGCUGCAGUGAACAUCGUCCCGCCUGCCUUGGUGGCCCAGAACCCAGAGGAACUCCCAGGGAACAGCCGGCUGCAGAUCCUGCGCCAGGUCAGUCUGAUCGCCCCCCCUCAGUCCUCGCGGUGUCCGAGCGAGGCGGGCGCAAUGACCCAGCCGGCUGUCCUGCUGACCACCCACGACCAGACGGACGGAGCCACUCUGCACCAGACUCUCAUCCCCACGGCCCCAGGUGGCCCCCAGGAAGGCUCUGGCAAUCAAACUUUCAUUACCAGUUCGGGUAUUACUUGCACUGACUUUGAAGGCCUAAACGCCUUGAUUCAGGAGGGGACAGCAGAAGUGACAGUGGUGAGCGAUGGAGGCCAGAACAUCGCAGUGGCCACCACAGCGCCACCGGUCUUCUCCUCCUCUUCCCAGCAAGAACUACCCAAGCAGACCUACUCCAUCAUUCAAGGGGCAGCCCAUCCAGCUUUGCUCUGUCCCGCCGACUCCAUUCCAGAUUAGUGCUUAAAAAACAAAAGGAGUGGGGGAAAGGAAUUGAGAAAAAGAAAUCUUAAGUAGAAUUCUCUAAAAGGUUUGCUCUUAAUGUUUUCUUUGUUUUGUUUUGUUUUUGAGACGGAGUCUCGCUCUGUUUCCCAGGCUGGAGUGCAGUGGCGCGAUCUUGGCUCACUGCAACGUCCGCCUCCCAGGUUCAAGCGAUUCUCGUGCCUCGGCCUCCCGAGUAGCUGGGACCACAGGUGUACGACAUCAUGACUGGCUAAUUUUUGUGUAUUUAGUAGAGACGGGGUUUCAUCAUGUUGAACUCCUGACCUCAAGUGAUCUGCCCACCUCAGCCUCCCAAAGUGCUGGGAUUACAGGUGUGAGCCACCAUGCCUGGCCGUGGUUUGCUCUUAAUGUUUUUAAGGAUGGUUGUGAAUCCCCCUGGCCCCAUAAUAAAUUGUAAUUUUAUACUGCUUACUAUAAUUUUUUUAACACUGUAACAACUUUGAGACCACCUCUGAAUCGUCGCAUUAUAACUGUUGUAGAAUCUUAAAUGUUACCAAGAUGAUUCCAAUGAGGGGUUGGAAUUAAAUCCAUUAAGUAGUGAAUACAUGUGUUUGUUUCCAACUUGAUUUUCCAACUCUCAUAAAGGUUUCUGUCCAUCUUAUUACAUGUGUGUAGUAAAUGGUACUUCCCAGCCUCUCUUUUGCCCCAUUCUGGAAUACUCCCCAGAGUUUGGGGGUGUUCAUGUUUUAUACAUGUAAGUCUGUUGGCAUGAAGGACCAUUUUCUACAUAAUAUGACAUGGAUACUUGACCCAAAAAAAAAAUGUUUAGUGCUAAUGAGCAGAAAAUGAAUGGUUCCGUAAUAAAUUGAUAUCUGAUUAAAA